Cordyceps fumosorosea ARSEF 2679 is the source of this 903-nucleotide messenger RNA. Its product is annotated as FMN-binding split barrel. Gene Ontology annotation, molecular function: FMN binding. The transcript has a single exon. The record is from RefSeq and is a predicted model, not a curated record. Lineage: Eukaryota; Fungi; Ascomycota; Sordariomycetes; Hypocreales; Cordycipitaceae. Bases 1 to 903 code for a protein of 300 amino acids.
AUGUCUAGUAGAAGGAGCAGCAGCUCCGCGGCCGAGCAGGUGAAGCAGGCCGAGGCCGGCUACAAGAUCGUGGACCGCGCCGCCGACUUCGCCGAGAAGCAAGCCAGCCGGCCCGACUUUGACCACGCCGGCACGCCCAUCCAGGUGACGAAGCAGCCCAACCCCGGCUGGCAGUACGGCGGCGGCGCGCGCGACUACGACCCGUCGUGGACGCACCGCGAAGUCGACCCCUACGCCACGGACCGUCCCAUGGUCAGCAACUACCGGCUGCUCGUGUCCGGCAUCGCCCCGCGCCCCGUCGGCUUCAUCAGCACCGUGUCGGCCGACGGCCGCACCAAGAACCUCGCGCCGUUCAGCUACUUCCAGGUCGUCGACCACGACCCGCCCACCUUCGUUGUCGGCUUCUCGUCGCGGCCGGGCCGCGAAAAGGACACGUACCGCAACCUCCGCGACACAGGCGAGUGCGUCAUCAACACCGUGUCCGAAGGCAUGAUGGAGGCGGUCAACGCUACGUCGCUGGACCCUCCCCACGGCGUCUCGGAGUGGACCAUCUCCGGCCUGCACGAGGCCCCGGCGGCGACGGUGCGACCCGGCCGCGUCCACGAGUCCGUCCUAUCCAUCGAGGGCAAGGUCGUCGACGCCAAAGAGCUCGGCCAUGGCAAGCCUGGCAUGAGCGCGGCCGGCGUCGUGCUCAUCCAGGCUACGCGCUUCUGGGUUCGCGAGGACGCUACCAACGACGACGUCAGCCACAUUGAGCUCGACAAGCUGCGUCCGAUCGCGCAGCUCGGCGGCAUGUCCUAUGGCCGCAUCACGUCGACGUUUGAGCUGCCUAGAAAGCGGUGGGCGGACGAAAAGGCAAACUCGGCGCUGCUCUCUAGCCUCGAGUCGGACAAGAGUGCCUGA